CGCUGACAUUGGCUGAGGGUUUUAAUAAAUUUAUUUCUCGUUGGUUAGAUGGUUAUUGUUUGCUUUUUUAAACUCAGUUAGAACUGUGGAACUUAUUAUGGCUGCUGUUAUUGGAAUAAGUUUGCGUGGUUUGUGUGGCUUACGCCAAACUGUAGGUCGUCAAGUCGCUGUUGGAACAUGGCUCCACAGUCAAAUGCUAUCCACUUCACCCAUCUCAGGUCAGGCUACAGGAUCACCCAAGAUUUACGAGAUGCGCACGUACUACGUGAAACCUAAAGCUUUUGGUAAGGAAAGAAGUAAUUCGUCAUGAUCUCAUGUGCAAUAUUCUUGAAGGGUGACCCUGGGAAAUAUAGAGGCAUUGGAAUUAAUGGACAAAUUUUGACCUUUUGUCAAGGUAGCACUUAAGGGUUUUCCUCUGAUUUCGGGAAUGGUACUUUGAUAUCUAUAAUACAUUUCUUUCAAAUCUGACACACAAAGUGUAAAACUUCUGUGACGCCAGGUAAAAUCAACCUAAAAUCAAUCUUCUUCUAUUAGCUGUUACCAUAUUUGUAGAAGUGUUUUGAUUCCCCAGAUGAAAGAGGGAAGGUUUCUCUUAGGAAUUCUAGGUGGGCGUGUGCAGCCCAAUUAUCCUAAUUCAGACCCAUUGUCGGACCAAAAAUUACCUGUGUAAUCUUUAACUAUUCUCACACCAGCCUUCAGAAAUAUGCAUUUGAUUUGCAGUUAUCACGAGGUCAAGAAGUUGUGAAUUCACCCGAAAAUUCAGCUUCAGUGAAUGAUGUGUUUGAUUACAACGCUUUCUGCAUCAUUCAUCUGGCGUAGAGAAUGCAAAUAGGUCUAUUUACUCUUUUGGUCACAGUUGAGUGAGACACAUGCUUUUACAAUGGACUUGACUGUGUGUAAUGGAGUACCGGCCCUCCUAUGCAUCAGCUUUUUAAGGCUUCAUUGCUAUGGAUUUAUCUAAAGUUUUAUUGUGUUACCAAGUGGUGAAACUCCUUCCCUUUCAUUUACUGUUUUUACCAAGUUUACCAAAGAGUGGCUGGUUUUUGAGAUAAGACAGAUAUCAAAAAUAUCUUCUCUAUAAGUGACUUUUUUUCCUUGUAUUGCAGCUGAGUUCAUGCAGUUAACAUAUGAUUACAUACAUCUAAAGGCUGACAGUAAUUCAAAAUUGAAUGGCUACUGGACAAGUGAUAUUGGUGGGCUAAAUGAGGUCACACACAUUUGGGAGUAUGGUAAUUUUAGUUAGUCACAAAUCACUUGUCUCUAAUUGCAAGGGUUGCAAUGAACAUAGUUUUGUAUUUGGAUUGCUUCUAAAUUUCCCCUUGUUAUUCUUAAAUGUGCCAUGCUUCUUCUCCCAUUUCCAUGAAUGUCUGUCCAGAUAAUUUUUCAGUUCCUUGCAAUGAUGAUGAUGAUCCCCAAGGAGCCAUCCUAAAAAUGACAUCCAGUGUCCCUUCUUACUGAGUGUCUUAAAACUUUAUCAAAAUUGAAAGUUAUAAUGAUGGAGGACAACACCAUGCAUUAAGAGGAAGGUUAAGGAGACUAUAGAGAUCAAUAGGAGAUAUCCAUCACUUAAGAAAGACAAGGGGCUUGAGCUUCUUAAGAUUUACAGCACUAUACUCCCAUGGGAGGACCUCGCUGAGCUAGUAAGCUAGUGAUUACAUAAUUUAAUACUCUAUGACCACUCACAUUCCAACAGACUGAUGAAGGCUGAGCAAUUCAGACAAAUAUAUCCAGGAAAAUCAACCAAUUGCUUUACCAAAAUUGAUGACAAUGGCCAAUUUUAAAAAUACAAAUACUUAAAGUGGCCAGCAAGAUCUCAAGCCUCUUUGACUGAUGUGGUGAUAUAAAGAAUCUAUAUCUAUCAGUUUGUGUUUUAGGGAAAACCAAAUUAAAUGCAACCCUGUUUUACUUUCUACACUCAACUUAAAAUUACUUUACUGUGAGGAUUCUCAUGAUAUGGUAUGAUAUUUAGCUAACUGAAUAUUGUUUCUUAGACAGCUACACAGAGAAGAUGGAGGCACAAAAAUCUCUUUUGCAAGAUGAAACCUGGGUCAAUAACUACAGAAAGAAAAUACUAAAGAUGUUGGUUAAGCAGGUACAACCCUCAUUAUCUGAAAUAAUUUUGAGAGACAUUUUAUUUUUUUCAUAAAAUAACUUUAUUCUCUCUGCUUGUAGGGAAUAUCUUCAUUCAUCAUAGGGUUGACAGAUUUUUGAGUAACCUUCCUUUUUACAGAAUAUAUACUUAAAAGGAAAUCUGCCGGAUGGCAUAUGACCAGUAUAUCAAAUGUUUUUUUUCAUUUGGUUUUUAGGAUAACCUGGUGAUGAAUCCUUUCCCCUGGUUUGGUGUGAAGCCACCACUUUCAAUAGGGGGUGAGUGAUGUGUUAUGUUAUUUUACAACUGAAAUAAGUUACUGUGGCAACCAUAAUCAUUAAUGGAUCAUUUUUUGUUGGAAAAAAAACAGGGUGGAAAAGUGAAAAUAGUGCAAGAAAUAGUAGUUGACCCUUCAACUCCCGUGAGUGACCAAAACAGAGCUUCUCCUUACAUUAUCAAUCCAAUGCCCGGCAGACAAGUGAUGACAAUAAAAAUAUCAAGAAGGGGAUCAGUAGUUGAUCCAUUACACAAUUCUCCAAACUCACUUUAUAAUAAUUGUAUGACAAACAUUAAGGAGAAUUACAAAUGAGAUCUUGGGAAUGAAAGGGUGAAAAAGAUAGUUAAAAUUUAAUAGUAAAGAUGGAAAAUAAAUUGAUCAUGAAUUUUUGAAGGCCCCACUGAAAUUGCCUCAGUGGGUGGGCUCCUUGCCAAAAUUAUAGAUAUACUAUUAUUACUGUUAUUAUUACCAUUAUUACUGUUAUUAUUACUAUUAUUAUCCUUAUCAGUGUAGUUAUUUUAUAUGUAGUUUCCUUCUUAUUUUUACAUUUUUAAUUAUCUGUUGGUAGGUGCAGUUAUACUAUUAAAAUAAUAUUGUUAAUUUAAAUGUCAACCAUAGUGGUUCUGUACCAAGGAUGCUACACAUGGCAAUGUGUAAUCAAUAGACCUGUGUGCUUGUUGAAGACCUUUAGUGAAGCUGUUGAAAUGUCAUGAUCAUUAACUAAAUGUGACUCUAUAGAAUAUUGUGAUUGCUCAACCUAAUGGAGUAACUUUCAUCUCUGUUUAUUUAAUAAUUGAGCUGAGAUGAACAUUGAAAAACUUGGUAAUGUUACCUUCACAGUUUCUGUUUCAUGAAAUAAAUGAAGUACAAUUUUACAUUAAUUUUAGGUGUUUAUGAACUACGCAUGUAUGAUUUAAUCCUUGGGAAAAAAGAGCAGUGGGAACACAGGUUCAUUCAGGGAUUUUUUGAGAGAUGCAAGCUCUCUGAACCUGUUGGUGUCUGGUUUACAGAAUUUGGUCCUAUAAACAGAGGUACUGUCAGAAUUCAUCAUUCCUAAUCACAAUAACAUAAAGCUUGAAGCCAUUUUAAACUAGUUUGCCACAGCAAUCUUGGAGCUGAUUUGGUUUUUUUUUUAGUCUCAACCUGUUUUGCUUUUUGUUUUGACUGUUCAGUUGUCAUGUUGUGGCCCUACCAAAGCCUUGAUGAUCGUACUAAGAUACGUAAGGAAGCACAAGGACUUGAGGAAUGGGUUGAAGCAAGUAAGGCCAACAUGUUGUCAAAUAAUUUUGUUUCUGUAAGUUAAUGGUGGGUGUUUAGCCAAACCUUCAUAUGAUUUUUAAGUCAAAGAAAGUUGCUACAACUAUCCAAUUCCUCAACGCCUAAGGCAAAGAAAAACUCCAAAAAAAGCGUCUUGAAGUGGAAACCACUUUGUGAGGAAUCUAGACAUUUUCCCAUGGCAAAGAGUCUUGAGAGUUUUAAAAUCAAUUUCCUAAAUUCCUUGACAUGGACAUCUGAAUGAAGAAACUGAAUGAAGAAAUUGAUAAGGAAACUAUUGACAUAGUUUGUAAGUAUUUGAAGCAAUGUUAACUAAUUAAAAGGAAGGCAUGAAGGUGUGAAUAAAUAAAAAUUUCUUACUUUUCUUUUUUCUUAGUACGAGACUGCUCUUCCUUUUUAGCGAAAGGAGAUAACAAAGUUCUUGUUCCAACUGAGUUCUCUCCAUGGAAGUAACAGACAGGUGGACAUUUAAUUGUAUUUGGAAUUUAGUACUAAAGAGCUGAGCAUGAUUUUUCUCUUUUUAGUUCGUGACUGCCUUCCCUUUGAAAAAAAAGCGUUUUCUAAGGUUCUUAUUCCAACACAAUUUUCUCCGUGGAAAUAGAUCAGAGGUAUACCUGUCUUUAUUGCUUUUUAGAAAACAGAGGUAAUUAAGAUUCAAAAGAGAGGCUUCACCGAAGCAUUCACCAUUUACGUAAUGGUAGAGUUGAUUUAAUGGACUUCCACGCAAACUUCGAAAUACUUUUUUUAUAAGUAUCUGUCACAAUCUGAUACAUGUCAGUUAGAAAGCGAAAGGAAAAAGAAAGAGCAGAUGUACACUUAUUAAUGAAUUGUAUUGAUAUUGUAAGGAGAAAUUAUGUUUUCGUCACUCAUGGAAAUAAAAGGUUCCACAUUGGUUAUCUCUCUUACUUUAUAUUUCUUGGAAUACAUGGGCUUAAAUAGGUUUCUUUUUUUUCGUGGAGAAGUGUUAAUCUUCAUAAUUUGCUAUAGUAAAUCUUGUAGGAUGUGUUAAACUCAUCAAUCUUUGUCUUUCUGUCUAGGUCUAGCCUGAAGCUAAAAGCUGACGAAGGUAGAAAGUUGCCUGAAUGAAUGGUUCAGUAAAAAAAUUGUAUUGCAUGGUAACUCUUGGAUGGCGUACAAACUCCCAAGAAAAUAAAAGUCUUGACCGACUAGGAUAUUUUUGAAAAUAGAGUUGUUUGAAGAGUAUGAUUCGCUGGUGGAACUAAAGAUGCUGGUAAACUAGGAAUGAGUUGCUAAACAACAGGGAAAUGCAAACCCACGCAAUUUUACUGAAAAGACUUUUAAUAAUGUCAUGUGUACGUUAUAUCAAGUAAUAUUAAUCACUAGUGAGUUUCAGUAAUUAUAAAUAUCUAAGUCAAAGAGAUGUUCUCUAGCUAAGUCUGACACAGCAACAUUUAGUGAGCUUUUAUGAAUAGUUUAGUAUGUAAGGCAGCCAGAAAGUAAAAAUAAUGUGGACUGGCCGUUGUUGUCCAUAUUUUCCUUGGCGAAUGGUGAGAAGAAUUAAGAGCAAAUUUCUGCAAUUACUCUCUUCAUUUUGUAGAAGUAUAUAUAAAAUAACUUAAUUGCUCAUACUUUUGUUUCACAGUCAUAUCCAGCAUGUCUGGAUUUAUACUUUUGCGUAUCACAUUUUCUGAACCUAGCAAAUAACAAAAACUAGAAGAGCUGCAUUAGGAACAUAUUUGUUGAUGAAAAUGGUCAAAGCACAACACCAACUGAAAUACUAACGGAAAUCGAAAACUCCUAUUCUAAACUUUGCGAGGAAAACUCACUUACUUUUGGUGAUUCUAUGAACUUUCUUGAUGGAGUAAACAAUACCAAACAUAGUUUUUAGAUAAAAUAAACUCAAUCGAGUUGAAUUGGUCAAGGAAAACAAAACACCAGGAAAUGAUGGCCCAACCUCUGAAUUUUACUUACCCCGGCUUAUGGCAUCUUUUGGAAAAUCAUCUCAUAGAACCUUUACACUGUCCCAUGUUCAUGAUCAACUCUGUUCUUCUCAGAAACGAGCAUUUGUGAUUAUUGGUGCCCUUUCUCACCAACAAAUGUCGAUGUGAGAAUAGUUUUAAAAGCCUUGCUAAGAGGCUCGAACCGUUUCUCUCCGAAAUUAUUUAUUACAAUCAAAUUGCAUUUGUGAAAUGAAGAUCUGUGUUAAUUUGAUGCAGCGUGGACCACCUGGGAUAGUUUGGAAGUGAAAAAUAUCUC
Molecule: messenger RNA, 5858 nt
Organism: Pocillopora meandrina
Lineage: Eukaryota; Metazoa; Cnidaria; Anthozoa; Scleractinia; Pocilloporidae
Source: the annotation of a GenBank genome assembly